UGCCUGAAAGUUCUCGGUUUACCGGCUAAAUUUGACAACAGAAGUCUCUCCUCUCCCGUUCCACGUGUAUGUACAGUAGGCUCUCGGAAUCUACUACAAAGAAGACGAUUUCUAAACUUAAAUUCAGAUUAAAUCCGAGCUAUAAUAAGAUAUUGGUUUACACGUAAAAUAAAUCUCUAGGUUGAUUAUGCAUUGCGUUAAAACGCUACGAGCGUCUAGAGUCGGUAUUUUACUCAUUAGAAAUGCUAGGAAAUGGGAGAGAGUGGCGGAAAGUUGCGGCAGAAGGCAAACAGCCGCGUGCCUGCUUCAUACGAGCGCAUCACCUGGUCAGCAUCCCCGUCAUCAGCACCUGGCAACAGAUACAGACACGUACAGUAAGAAGGUGGUUACUGGUUUGGAGGACCUGUUGUUCUACACAAUCACCCAGGGAGAAGAGAAAAUCUCAGUGGCACGUUUCCUAGCUGCCCUCAGAAAUACAGGACUGCUGACCACUGACCCCCGUUUGAGAGACUGCAUGCGACAGAUUGACCAAGCAGUCCAAAAUUCUGUUGGUAACGUAAUGAUGGACCAGGAACUGUUUAGAAGAUGUGUUAGCAGUAAUAUUGUCCUGCUGACGCAAGCCUUCCAAAGGAAGUUCAUCAUUCCAGAUUUCGAGGCCUUCACGUCCCUUAUCAACCAUCUGUAUUAUAAUGCACAAGCUCGGGAAGGAGGGAAAGUAGCCAACUACAUCCCCCAGCUGGCAAAGUUCAGCCCUCAUCUCUGGGGAGUUUCUCUGUGUACAGUUGAUGGUCAGAGACAUUCUGUAGGUGACACGAAUAUGCCGUUCUGUCUCCAGUCCUGCAUGAAGCCUCUGGAGUACGCACUGGCCGUGCAUGAGUCCGGCACUGAACAUGUGCACAGAUAUGUGGGAAAAGAACCCAGUGGCCUUAAAUUCAACAAACUCUAUUUAGAUGAAGAAGAUAAACCCCAUAAUCCCAUGGUGAAUGCGGGAGCCAUUGUAAUUAGCUCUCUUGUAAAGCCUGGCUCCAACAAAGCAGAGAAGUUUGAUUUUAUUAUGGAUUAUCUGAAAAGAAUGGCGGGCAGAGAAUAUGUUGGGUUCAGUAAUGCUACUUUCCAAUCAGAGAAAGAAACCGGUGAUAGGAACUACGCAAUUGGUUAUUAUCUCAAAGAGAAAAAAUGUUUUCCCAAAGGAGCUGACAUGAAGGCAGCCCUUGAUUUUUACUUUCAGCUAUGUUCUAUUGAGGUAACAUGUGAAUCUGGCAGCGUCAUGGCAGCCACAUUGGCUAAUGGAGGGAUUUGUCCAAUCACAGGCGAGCGUGUGCUCAGUGCAGAGGCUGUACGAAACACUCUCAGUCUCAUGCACUCUUGCGGCAUGUAUGACUUCUCUGGACAGUUUGCCUUUCACGUGGGCUUGCCUGCUAAAUCUGGGGUGUCUGGUGCCGUGCUCCUUGUGGUUCCUAAUAUCAUGGGAGUGAUGUGCUGGUCUCCACCUCUUGACCGCCUCGGCAACAGUAUCCGAGGAAUCCACUUCUGUCAGGAGCUUGUCUCCCUCUUUAAUUUCCACAAUUACGACAAUCUGAGACACUUUGCCAGGAAGCUAGACCCUCGCAGACAGACAGGACAUGAGAGGAACAAGUCUGUGGUGGAUCUGAUGUUUGCUGCUUACAGUGGUGAUGUUUCAGCUCUCAGGAGAAUCGCUCUCUCUGCCGUUAAUAUGGAACUGACUGACUAUGACUCCCGUACUGCCCUACAUGUGGCCUCUGCAGAAGGUCACUUAGAUGCUGUCAGGUUUUUAACAGACACCUGCAAAGUCAACCCAAAUGCAAAAGACAGAUGGGGAAACACGCCCCUUGAUGACGCUAUACAAUUUGGGCACAAUGAUGUGGUCAAGAUACUGCAAGAAUACCAGAGCACUUAUACGCAUACACUAGUACCCGAGAAGCUCAGUACAGUUGUGUGCCCUCAUUCCUCUCUGGACGCAGAGGAACUGAAGAGCAUGGAUAGCCUGGAGGGUUUAAUAUGAAUGAGCAUCACUGUGGGAAAAUCCCAAAGCACCCUUACCCAUGACUUUAGACUGCAAGGUAGCAUGUUGGCGUGAGAUGCCAAUCAAAGGCACGAAAUUCAUGACAAAGCCUGUACAGGACCAUACUGUCCAGCCAUGUACAGUAAUACAGAGAGACAGUAUUUCACAUCCAAACCAAAGUUAUGCUGUAU
Messenger RNA from Misgurnus anguillicaudatus (oriental weatherfish), 2214 nucleotides. NCBI's taxonomy places the organism in Eukaryota, Metazoa, Chordata, Actinopteri, Cypriniformes, Cobitidae. The record is from RefSeq and is a predicted model, not a curated record.